AUGUUUACCAUUCACAAUGGAGGCUUACAGAUUUCAUGCAGAUACUCUGGAACUGUCUGCCAAUUUAAGAUGCAGUUGCUGAAAGGGGACCAAGUACUCUGUGAGCUCACUAAAACAGACGGAAGGGAAAAUGCAGUGUCCCCAAAGAACGUGACAUUGUGUAAAUCUCAGUUAUCCAACAAUAGUGUCUCCUUCUUUCUGCAUAACUUGGACAGUACCUAUGCCAGCUAUUACCAGUGCCGCCUGAUGAUUUUUGAUCCUCCUCCUUUCCAAAUGAGAAAUCUAAGCAAAGAAUAUUUGUAUAUUUAUGAAUCUCAAUUUUGCUGCCAACUGAAAUUCUGGUUACCCAUUGGAUGUACUGGUUUUAUCCUCAUCUACAUUUUUGCAUGUGUAGUUAUUUGUUUGCUGACAAAAAAGAAACAUCGAUCCAGUGUGCAUGAUCCUAAUAGUGAAUACAUGUUCAUGGCAGCAAUGCCCACUGCUAAAACACCUGGAGGGACAGAGAAAGUGAUACCCAGGGUAUCAAUGUCUCCUCAGAUUCCUCCAGAGAGGUGUGACCCGUAA
This is a messenger RNA of Condylura cristata (star-nosed mole), 564 nucleotides long. RefSeq names its product inducible T-cell co-stimulator (gene ICOS). Bases 1 to 564 code for a protein of 187 amino acids. Lineage: Eukaryota; Metazoa; Chordata; Mammalia; Eulipotyphla; Talpidae. The transcript has 5 exons. The record is from RefSeq and is a predicted model, not a curated record. Gene Ontology annotation, biological process: T cell costimulation; T cell tolerance induction; cell-cell adhesion.